CACCAUCAACGCCAAUGCCAACGACACAGGGGCCAACACAAUCUCCCUUCUUUGGCUGUGGAGGAAUGUUGAAUGGCACUUCAGGAACGUUUGGAACUCCAGGAUAUUCCGUGCAGUAUAAAUACGACAACAACCUGGACUGCGCAUGGACUUUGCUAAUUCCUUCUGAUGGGAAUCUAACUCUUACCUUCGUUGUGUUCGAUACGGAGCAGUGUUGUGAUUUCGUUCGCUUGACAGACGGUGAUGGUCAAACAAUAGCAUCGUUAAGCGGCCUUAAGCAGAAUUACGAAGUUGCAGUGAAUGGAAACACAACUCCUUUGGUAACAGUGACUUUUACUUCUGACUCGUCUGUCAGACUGAGAGGAUUCCUGGCUCAGUACCACAUAGACCUACCUCCACCAAGCUCGUCUGUUAUGAGUUCCAGCCCGAUGGUUCCUUUGACCACAUCAGUCACAAUAACAUCAUCACUGAGUUCUCCAAUUCUUUCCGAAAUGAAUCAUCGUUCUACUCUGUCUACGAAAAAAACAGUAUCACCAGCAAUGAGUUCUCCAGUACUUUCAGUAUCCAGUUUCUCCUUUUACCAGUCCACUCCAGCCGUAGAAAUAUCGACUUUGAGUACCCCUGCACCUUCAGCGCUGAGUUCCUUCUUGAACCAAUCUACGCCAUUUACAGAGAUAUCAACACUGAGUUCACCGAUACUUCCAAUGUUCAGUUCCUCUCAAAAUCUAUCCAUGUCAGUAACAGCACUCCCAACAUUGAGUUCCAAUGCACCUUCAAUACUGAGUUCUGCUAGCUUAGAGUCGACGCUAGUCACAGAAUUACCAACAUUAAGUUCUGCUCCUUUUACCACAGUGAAACCAUCUAGUGCCGCGUUAGCACCCGUGACAUCUUCUUUUGUUGCUCCAAUUGUGACUUUAACACCUGACGUACAGACAAUGCUUGUUAAUCUACUCUCGUCUGUGAGUCAAAUAAUUUUGAGGAGGAAACGCUGGUCAUUUUGAAGCAAAUAGAGAACCUACUAACCGGCCCCACUACAGCCCCAACCAGUAACAGGCAUAUUGUCAAGCGAGACAUACGGGAAUUUCCGGAUACACAAGAAUUGCUGGAACUACUAAACAAAGUUCACCAAAAAUUAUUGGGUUAAAGUUACAUCUCGAUGAAUUUGUGAAGCUCAGAAUAGCUGGUUUUCUAUCGCUUAUGAAACGAAGAAAUCCUUCAUUUAGGGCCACUCACAAGGGAACUUUUCAUAGAAUUUUGGAAAAUGCACUGUGUGCUUUUGAGUCUUUUGAGGAAUCAUAAGUGUUCGUUUGUCGACUCUCGACUUAAUAAUACAUUUUUCACGUUUUAUUUGCUGGUAGUUUCACAAUGCAUUAGAUUUCCCAAAUAAAUUGGCUGAACCCGAGUUCCAGUUCUGACUGAAAACUCUUCUGAUUGCGAUUUGUAUAUAAUGCAAUAUUUUUUUCGGUUUGGCCGAUGCUUUUUCAUGUGAGGCCAAGCAAAAAAAAAAGGAAUUGUAGGUAAUAUUGAGAAUGAUAAUAUUGAUGACACGUAGUAAAGCUAAGUGGGUUCUGAAUCAUUGCUCCAAGUAUGCUGGCCAUUGAAAUUUAUAUCUAGACUAUAUUCUCUAAUUUAGGGCUACAGAUCAUGAUUUUUAACAUGAUUUUCGUAUUUAGGAGAGUUUUUUCACGGUCAUCCUGAUAAUACAGCAUAAUAUAUGAUGUUGGCCUUAUCUAAAUUACAAACAGAAUAAAACUGUUAAAACGAGGGGGCAUAUUUAAAUGUAAAGAGGUGAAAGGUGAAAAGGAAUACUACCUCGAGAAGGAAUUGAAAGAUCUAAGGAAUAACUGAAGAUUCUCAAGUCCUUCUUGAUCAAACUUCGAUGAGACAUGAUUGCAAAAUAAUCAACAAACUAGUCUAAGACUUUGAGGCAUGGAGGAGGAAGAGAUUAGGAUAGAAUAGAGAUACAGAUAGAAAUAGAAUGAGACAGGAUAGAAGAGGGAGAGCUAAACCAAAAACUUUCCAGACUAGUUAACUGAUUAAUUUCUUUAGACUUGCGCACAGAAAAGUAACCCAGCAUUACAGAUGCUUUGAUAACAUUUGUACAAAUUAAGCCAGGAUUUUAGUCAUUGUAUGGCGUUUCUGUAUUGUGUAUUAGUUAUGAUACAUAAAUAAAAGGUGGCAGAUAUAUGAGCAACCACGAGAAGAGUUGCAAGGGAUAAACUUGCAAAACGCAAAGAAAAAGAAAGCAAACAACGCCUUCUAGAUAGGCUAGUAGUGCCUCAAUUCUACCGCUAACUACGUGCUGUCCUUAGGAAACAGUUUGUACGUUCGUUAAAACGAUAUCAGUCACCACUUAAUAAUCACAAAUGAACACAAAUAUUGUAUAAUCGUGUUAUCUGAUAAAUGAUAUCAGCUGGAACAUUGCACGGAAAUAUGUUAAGUAUUUUGAGAAUUGUUAUCCCGGUUUCAAUAAAGG
Molecule: messenger RNA, 2476 nt
Organism: Stylophora pistillata
Lineage: Eukaryota; Metazoa; Cnidaria; Anthozoa; Scleractinia; Pocilloporidae
Source: RefSeq, a predicted model, not a curated record